AUGCUACAGACCAUUUACGAGGGUGACUCCUACUUCUCCAGCGACAGCUUUGGCAAACUCCGGAUGCCUCAGGAACCCCACGACAGUGACAUGCACAACGUUAACAACUCAGUGGACGUUAAGCCUGAAGUACCACUGGCUCUGGAGCCUGCGUCUCCACUAGAUCUACGGACAGACGUGAGGAUGCCGGCCCUGGGCUCGGACCCCAACGUGUGGGAGCGGCAGCUGCAGCAGGAGCUGCUCCUCAUUCAGAAGCAGCAGCAGAUCCAGAAACAGCUUCUCAUAAACGAGUUCCAGAAGCAGCAUGAGAACCUGAUUCGCCAGCACCAGGUCCAGCUGCAGGAGCACCUCAAGCUGCAGCAGGAGCUGCAAGUGAUGAAGCAGCGGCAGGAGCAGCUGGAGAAGGAAAGGAAGUUGGAGCAGCAAAACCAGGAAAGGGAACUGGAGAGACAUCGGCGCCAGCAGCAGGUCCUAAUCCUCAGAAGCAAAGAGCGGGCACGAGAGAGUGCAAUGGCUAGCACAGAAGUUAAGCAGAAACUACAGGAGUUUUUGUUGAGCAAAUCCACAAAGGACACAGCGUCUAAUGGAUCCUGCCAUACAUUCACACAGAACUCCAAACUGUGGUUCACUGCCUCCCAUCACACCUCUCUGGAGCAGAGUUCACCUCCUCUGGGAGGAGUGUCACCGUCAUGCAAGUUCCCUUUACCCUCCCUACCGGACUGCAGGGAUGAUUUCCCUCUGAGGAAGACUGCCUCUGAGCCAAAUCUGAAGGUACGCUCUAGGUUGAAGCAGAAGGUUGCAGAGAGGAGGAGCAGCCCUCUUCUGAGGAGAAAAGAAGGAACUGUCAUGACACCUUUCAAAAAACGAGCCCUGGAACUAAUGGAGUCGACAGCCAGUAGCAGCUCCACUGGUUCAGGCCCCAGCUCUCCAAAUAGAGCCUCAAGUUUUCCAGGGGCUGACAAUGGACCAUCACCUCUACCAUCCACCAUUCACACUGAGCGUUGGCCCUCACAGCCGAAGUUGCUUGGCUCUGAUGGUUCAGUGUCCAUGUUGAGUCUCUACACAUCACCGUCUCUGCCUAACAUCACGCUGGGCCUCUCCGCUGCCUCCUCCCCCAUCAGUGCUGGCGAGGGCAGUGGAGUGCUGCCUGUCAGGCAGGGUUUGCCCGCUCAGCUCUUGGGUCCUGUGCCUUUACCAGUCAGCAUGGAGAGUAAAGUGAGCAGCAGCCAGCAAGCACUCCUACAGCACCUCCUGCAAAAGGAGCAGCUCCGCCAACAGAAGAUCUUCUCCACUGGCCAAAGUGCUGGGUCUGUGCACCCUCCCUCUCCUCUGGCCAUGACGGAGCGUUCCUCAGGCAGCGUGCGGCCCAAAUUGCCACGCCAUAGGCCCCUGAACCGUACCCAAUCUGCACCACUGCCCCAGAGCAUAUUAGCUCAGCUUGUCAUCCAGCAGCAGCACCAACACUUCCUUGAGAAGCAGAAACAGUAUCAGCAACAGGUCCACAUAAAUAAGCUGUUUUCCAAGUCCAUCGAACAGCUGAGGCAUCCGAACGGGCACCUGCACGAGUCGGAGGAGGAAGAGGGAGAGGAUGCGUUUGAUCACGCCAUGCAAGAGGACAGCUCGCCCUCUUCUGGAGUCAUCCGCAAGUGCAGCCCCAGCCUCAGGAGCAGCAACAGCAGCAUCCACAGUCCCAGAAUGCUCAGUGAAGAGGCAGAUGCUCACGCUAGGGUUAUUAGAAUCAAACAGGAGCCUGCUGACAGUGAUGAUGAAACACAUGCCAAAGAGAGCCUAGCAGAGAAGAAGAGUGCUUACCUUCACCAGGUGGAAGGAAGGCUGGUAAUACAGGCUAUGAACUGAUCUUAGGCAUGAGCACAUACACAUGUACUCAUGUACACAUGUACACAUAUACACACACACACACACACACACACACACACACACACACACACACACAACUCAUGCCAGGUUAUGCCACCACAAGCCCUUUUGGACUAUAGACAUUUGUGACCUUGUGAUGUGAUCUCUGUAUUGUAUGCUGUAAUGAUCUGUAUAUAAUUUGAAUAAGAAGAAAAAUCUAGACUGGUAUAUCUUUUAAAAGCUGAAUAAGCAUCUCUGUUUGUAAAAAGACUUUUGAAUUGUAAUUACUUUCCCUUUCUACUUUUGAUCCACCCACUGGAAAAAGAGCUGCACUAGAGCUCAUGUAGAAUAAUCACUGACUUUUUUUUUUCUUCGUGACACUUUGAACUUCGCAUAGCUUUCAUUUCGGAUGAUUUCGCUCAUUUAUUGUUUCCAGUGUAAACUGCAACAGGAGCACAGCUAUAGCAUCAGUAUCCUCACUGUUACUGUGUAAUAGCACUCUGUGUCCUGGGUUCUCCCAGGGGGUCUGUAUCAAAGUUGUACUCUGGUCCCAGAGUAGUGCUCGGCUUGGCGGCUCACUCACAGUGAGAGAGGGCUGAGCAGGAAAUGCCUGGUGGAAGCCAGGAACCAGAGUGAUUCAUGAGCACAGGAAUGUUGGGAGAGGACGGGUUCAGCGUUCAGCAAAGUCCAAGAGGCCAGUCAUGAGCCCUGAUUUACUAUCGGGGCAAAUUACAAAACGAAUAGGGAAACAGUGGAACGAGUCCCUAUUUAAAACCAAUAAUUUCCUGUUUAGACCACCGUAAUGUGUACACCCCCACAUUAAGAUUUUGAUAUCUGUUCCUUCUAUGUAUGUUUUCAAGGUGCGAUUCCUUAUUGCUGAUUAUUUCUCCUCUCAGAAUGGCCAGAUAAAAAUAACUUUCAUAUUUCCCUAGCUACCGUCUUUCUUGUAACUUUCCAUCAUUUGUCAUGUUUAACCCUGUCAAUGUAAAAGCAUUAGUGCGAGUAAUAUGUGUGUGAGAUCCUGUGACACAAUUCUGCCAUAUAUACAAAAACUUGUUCAUUAUAUGUGACUCACCAUACCGUCUUUAAAAGUAAAGCAUUCUGGACAUGUCUGCCUGUG
Molecule: messenger RNA, 2977 nt
Organism: Ictalurus furcatus (blue catfish)
Lineage: Eukaryota; Metazoa; Chordata; Actinopteri; Siluriformes; Ictaluridae
Gene: hdac9b
Product: histone deacetylase 9b
Exons: 11
Coding region: 1-1857 (618 amino acids)
Biological process (GO): chromatin organization
Cellular component (GO): histone deacetylase complex
Molecular function (GO): histone deacetylase activity
Source: RefSeq, a predicted model, not a curated record